This is a messenger RNA of Brienomyrus brachyistius, 2816 nucleotides long. It is a transcript of the gene vwa3a, whose product is annotated as von Willebrand factor A domain containing 3A. Bases 197 to 2776 code for a protein of 859 amino acids. Lineage: Eukaryota; Metazoa; Chordata; Actinopteri; Osteoglossiformes; Mormyridae. The record is from RefSeq and is a predicted model, not a curated record. The transcript is spliced from 24 exons.
GCCAAACAAACGGAGCCUUCCGCUUUGCACGGUGAACUUCGGCAGUAAUGGCUCUGGGAUCUCGUUUUAUUAAGAAUGAAAAUGUAAGUGACUGAAGAACUGGGGAUAUACACAAUGGGAAUAUAUAAAAAAUCAGAAUGAGAAUAUAAAAACAUUUUCGACUCAACCACGUGCUGCCGAGGUCCGUACUGUGACUAUGGCGCAGGAUGUGCACAGUGACCCCCAAUGCACCACAAGCCUCUUAAUACAGCAGGGCAGACGUUCCCUGGGGAGAAAGUGGGAGACAGCUUCGUGCUCAUUGGACAGCAGGCCGCUCCUCACAGCUGUCAAUCACUCUGACAGCCAACCGAUUUCUGUGAAAUUCGACGCUUUAUCCAUGUCCUGCCUGCUUCCCAAACUGCCCAAUCAUAACACACCUCUCAAUAUAAAGAUCCCCAGCUUCCUGCCCAGAACAUCAGCAGACUGGCUGAAAAUCAAUGGACUGACUGCCAAGGGCCUGGAUCUCUACGCAGUUCUGUCUCCAAACUCAUACUUGUUUGCAUCCCAGUCUGGGCCCAUUCAAAGUAAAACUGUCACCUCCACAGUGAAUGAGGGGGCGAUGGUAGAGUUUGAGUGGCACGACGGCUCAAUGAGAAACGUGCAAGUGGACCUGCCAUUUCUGCAGAACUAUCAGGAGCAGGUGUAUGAGGCGGUGCGUAGGCUGGAGGAGAGGGUCCUCUGGCUGAACACUGGCAGCCGGCGGGUUUGGGGGAUGGUGUGUGAGCCCAGAGUGUUGAUUGUGGUGGACCUGUGUCAGAUGAACUUCCUGAUCCUGGCCAACAUUCAGCAGUGCCUGAGGCUGCUGUUGGAGGAACAGCUGGCAAAUAAGGAGAGCUUCAACAUAAUAGCGUUUGGCACAGAUGUGCAACAAUGGGGAGACACAAUGGCUCCACCGACUGCUGAAAACCUACAAGAAGCCUGGCUGUGGGUUCAGUGCCUACAGUGUUCAGGUAGUAGGAACCUGCUACAGGCCCUGAGACAUGCAGUGGAGCACACCGACCAGAGGGGGCAGCUUCCAACGCUUGGCGUUUACUUGUUAACCAGUGGAGUACUAGAUCAAGACAUGACUGUGGUGUUGGAUUAUGUGAAUGAGCGAUGCAGUGGUGAAGACCUACGACUCCAUGUCUGCCUCUAUAGUCAAGGGGACGAGGACCUUGAGCUGUCUUCUUCGUUUGACAUUAUGCUGCCGUUGCGCAGUUUGGCACAUGCCGGCCUUGGGCGCUUCCAUUGGUGCAACGGUGCAGGUGUUGUGGAAAGCGAUGACAUCAGUGCUUUAAGGCGAGAAGUUGAGACGGCAUCCUGUUACCUCCAUAAGUGCUCCCGGUUGGUGGAUUCCAUGAGUCAGGGAGCUACCGUCAGGCAUUCCGUUCAAGUGAGGACCCAGUCAGCUGCAACUCUGCCCACUCAAGGGCGCAAGGAAGAGUGUCCCAAUCCUCUGGCAACAGACCACACUCUCACUGGGCUGGAUGCAAAGACACACAAGAUGGUGGAGUGUUCAAGUGCAAGGGCAUCAGUUCGGCCUCCUAACAUUGCAAAAGUUGCUGUUUCUCCAGCACAGUCACUGAAUAGCGGGAGGAUGUCGAAGGCUAGAGGAAAGCAGACGAAGCCUGAGGUUUCCUUGUCCCUCUUUUACACCGAACAGGGUAACAAGCUGGGUGUGGUUUUCAAGACUUAUCCUAAAGCAAAAACCGUACAGCGGCGUGUGCCCGCUCUUACUCUUCCCAAGAAUGAAGACGUUUGCUCAACCAAACAGUGGCUAAAAAUUUUUGGAGUUAGGCCGCUAAAGCUGGACCUUCACAAGCUGGCUUCUGGGCCAGACUGCACCCAUAACAAGAAAGCAGUGGCCCAAAGGGGCACGUCCCCCCAGUACUGCUCCGUCUUCCCCAGCGUCCAAAUCAAUGGUGUAGUGAAGCACCUGCAGCUGACCUCAGGGGAACUUGCUCAGUACCUCACGCAGACAGAGAAGCUUCUGCGGCGAUAUGCUCGAAGGCUGCUCUGGCUUCUUUCCGGCAGCAGGUGCAUGUUCGGCUCCAUCCUGGAGCAUGACGUAUGCAUUCUCCUGGACACAUCUGGGUCAAUGGCCUCCUGCCUGGAUGAUGUGAGGAAGGAGCUUGAGUCUCUGAUCUGGGAUCAGCUCCACCAGAGAGGUGUGAGGUUCACCCUGCUGGCCUUCUCGGAUGUGGUCAGGGCGUGGCGCUCCACCUUGGUCGAGGCAUCUCAGGAGGCCUGUCAGGACGCUGUGCGUUGGCUCUCUCAGCUCUCUGCUUAUGGAGGAACCUGCCUGCUGGAGGCCCUGCAGGUGGCCAUUGGCCUUGGAGAUUUCCUGGGAUGCUACCUGCUGAGUGAUGGAAAGCCCGACUCCAGCUGCAGUCUGGUACUGGAGGAGGUAGCGAGUCGGAUAGUGGGGAGACGUUUCACCAUCCACACAGUCUCGCUUCUCUGCUCUGAUAGCACAGCCAAUGACUUUCUUAAGAGACUCGCCAAGCGAACAGGAGGUCGUUUCCACCGUUACCAGGGCAACAGUGACAUCCAGGCAACCAAGACAAUGCUACAGGAAAGCCACAGUGACCAGGAUCUUUUAGCGCUACCAGCUUUUGAAGGUGACGAUCUGAAGAAACUGGCAGAGGAAAUAGACAAAGUGAAGCAAUUCCGCGCACAAGCAGAGGUGUUCAGACGGAUCGUCCUGGCGAAACAGAAUCGAGGAAUGACCGAGGUCCAGCAAUCUCCGGAAAACUAAGAUUUUACAAAUACAGUAAAAGGAAAUUUAACAUACGAAA